This is a messenger RNA of Gigantopelta aegis, 3461 nucleotides long. RefSeq lists its product as uncharacterized. The transcript has 9 exons. The coding region runs from base 60 to 1871 and encodes 603 amino acids. The record is from RefSeq and is a predicted model, not a curated record. NCBI's taxonomy places the organism in Eukaryota, Metazoa, Mollusca, Gastropoda, Neomphalida, Peltospiridae.
UUAUUCUCGUUAGGAGUCGCUGCGGACUCCAAAGUCGAGACUCUCACAGUCAUAGAGGUAUGGCCUUUUCGCAGAUCAUCUUUGAGAUUAUUAUUUUUAAUUUCGUUAUUGGAAACAAGUCUGUUGAAGGUGUAUCUGUGAAUAUUACUGGUUCGUCUUCCCAUGCAGUGCUCAAUGAAUCGUUUACUUUCACCUGCACCGUCACAGACGCUGGUAAUCUUAAGGAUGGCGUGGAUUUUUUUAUCAAGACUCCUCCGUUUGGUCUAGUAGGUUCUCUCCAUCAGAAUAUGGCUACAUGUUCAGUGUUUAAUACUCCAGUAAGUCCAAGAUACACUGUAGCUUGUGGAGGUGGAACAAACAGUUCCUUGGCUGCCACCAAGAUCUAUACUUUGGUGAUCAGCAGCGUUCAACUCAAUGAUAGUACAACCUGGUGGUGUCAUCUGCCGAGAAAUAAAGCAAAAAGCAACCUUUUAAGAUUCGCUAUUAAAAGUGAAGCCAUAACAGCCACUGAUUGUUUAAAUUAUGGGAACCCCGGACAAAAUACAAACUUAACCUGUCGUAUUACUGGUCCAUUAUUUAGUGGAAUCAGAUGGUUGAGACCUAAUGGCGGAAUACCACAAGAGGUAAUAACAUGUAACAAAGAUAACAAUCACUGUAAUCUUUCUGAAGGUAUUGCAGGCUACGUUGGUGUUCCUGACUCAACUAAUGCAGCAAGUACUCUUAUAAUAGAAUCGUUCAACCCUUCAGUCGAUGGCGGUUACUGGACGUGUCAAGAUGGAGCAUCAGGAAUGGGAAAAUCCACUUGCAACAAGAUGUAUGGCCCAGUUGCAGGCAGUAUUAAAUUCAAGCCUACUGCAAAUGUCUCAGAAGCAGACGAUGUGGCUGUGGACUGCACUGUUGGCUGUAACCCACCAUGUGACUACUCCUGGAAACUGGAGAAUAAAGAAAUUUCUACACGUCCUCUGUUAACACUGGAAGCUAUCAAAAGUGACCAGGACGGGAAAGUGUACACCUGUACAGUGACAAACUCUGCUCUAUCAAAAUCUAUUAGUAAAAACUUUACACCGAGUGUCAUUUCUUUCCAGACAGCAAUUGACUGCAAUGGUGAUGGCUACCCAGAGCGAAGUACAAACUUAUCAUGUAAAGUUACUGGACCUGUACGUUAUAGCAUUUACAUUUUUCGACCAAAUGGAGGAGUGCCAUUACAAGUGGCAAGAUGUAAAAAUGAUAUGACUUUAUGUUUUGAAACUGAGGAUGGCUACAGCAUUGUCGGGAAUGCAGAUACACAGAUUGUUGAUCUCACCAUAAAGUCCUUCAAUACAGCAACAGAUGCAGGAGAAUGGAUGUGUGAUGAUGGAAGAUCCACUACUGGCAGAUCUACAUGUAUCAAAACUGUAAUGCAUGGUCCAAGCAAUGUUACAUUCAUUCCUCCAACACCAAGUGUCAAAGAAGGAGAAGAUCUGACUGUCAACUGUAGUGCCGACUGUCACCCACCAUGUUCCUUCUCCUGGACACAGGGGAACAACACAGUCUCAUCAGACUCUCUGUUAACACUCAGACACAUCAGCAUGAAUCAGAGCGGCAGAGUGUACACAUGUACCGUGAACAACACGGCUAUACCGAAAUCAACAAGUAAAGACUUCGCUCUUGUGGUGGACAAACCACCUACUCAACAUGGUCCAGAGCGCAUGUCUGCCUUAAGUGCAGGUGCUAUAUCUGGAAUUGUGAUCGCUGUUGUACUGGCUCUUGCUAUUCCUACUGUUUGGAUACUUUACAAGAGGAACAUAAAGAAGAAACCUGAAGAUAUGCAGAACAUAAUAACUAAAUAUAACCAAAAUCAAUCUCAUAGCCCUACAUUGUUCCGUAACUAGAACCCGAAGACAGAAUGACGUCUACGCUACAACACCACAGUUGUUUGUUUUUUUGCCAUGAUUCGAACGACUUUAUAAGUAAAAAAACUUACAUUAAAUUAAUAUGAUUUACUGGCUUAAGUGUUCCAGUAUAUUAUAUUUGCUCGUUUCUUGAAAUAAAAUUAUAGCUCCAAUUUGCAGUACCAUAGUAUUUCACUAAUUUUACAUUUAGUUGCCAAAAUUAACAAUAGUAUGUUUCCAUGAAAAGGUAACUGAUGAAUUUGCACGUAACUGUAUAAUGAAUAACUUGUAUCUGAAAAUGCUGUAACAGCGAAGUUAGGCAGUUUUUUCUGAAUUUUUACUUAUAUUCAAUCAAGCAGUACGAGGAUAUUAACGGCUGAAUUGCACGUGCAAUUACUUUACUUGUCUGGUGAUUAAUUGUUUUUAUCCGUAUUUAAAAAGAGUGUUUUACUUUUGAAUACAGAGGGACAGUCCUUCAACUUACAGAGCAUUUUUUAUUACUAACAAUACACAUUAAAAAUAGUUUCUUGAUUAUAAUAUCAGUAUCUGUACAAACAAUGCGUUUCUUUGUCACCCAAAAUCGAUUUUGCCUUCCAAUAAGUUCGAAAAUACGUAAAAAUAUAUAUUACAAAGUAAAAUGAAAAAUGACAGCUCCAAAUAUUAAACACAUACCGACACUGGUAUUCGAAACAAGAAAAUGACAGCUCCAAAUAUUAAACACAUACCGACACUGGUAUUCGAAACAAGAAAAUGACAGCUCCAAGUAUUAAACACAUACCGACACUGGUAUUCGAAACAAGAAAAUGUGGAAGUGAGUUUCUUUUUUCCAUUUUCAUUUUGUUUAGUUUUUUCUUUGUUUACGUUUGGGGUUUUGGGGUGUUUUUUUUUGAAGAUAACUUCAUAAUACAUUUAUGAACUAUGACAUGUAUGGUUUAAAUAUAUUUUACUGUAUACUUGUCUUUGCAUUACCUGGUCUGUCUAGGAUCGAUCGCAGUCGACCCAUCGGGUAUGAGUGGUAUAUGAAUGCCUUGGUAUGUGCUGUUCUGUCUGUGGGAUGGUGCAUAUAAAAGAUCACUAGCUACUAAUGGAUAAAUGUAGCGUGUUUUCUUUCCCAGAUAAAAAAAAAAGUUACCAAAUUGUUCACACCCAAUAGCCGAUGUUUAAUAAAUCAGUGUGCUCUAGUGGUGUCGUUAAACAAAAGAAACUUUAACUAUGUAUUCCCAAUAAUGAGUAAAGAGUGUUAAUCCUACUUUUAUUCUCGUACGAGCUGCGAAAAAUCUUACAAAAUACCAAAAAUAUAUGUCAAAACUUCAUUAAAAAACAAGGAUUCCUUAGACUUGACGUCAUUUUAAUGUUUUCUAUGCCACACUAUACUGGAAGUCAUACAAAUUACAUCAUCAUUCAAGAGAACGUCAUAUGAAUUACGUCACUAUUUAAGGGAGUAAGCCAAAAUCUUAUUUUCAUGCAGAAUUUUCAACAUUUUUUGUUUAUAAUUCCAAUCUCUAAAAAAUCACUUUAUUAUAAACCCUUGGAUUGGUCAAAUUCGUAUUACGUGAUGAUAAAAACUGGCAUUCAUAGCACCAUGAAUCU